AUGCUAGCGAAGUACGCGGUCGUCGGUCUCCUGCUCUCUAUCGUUCAAAUUCAUGCAUCUCAACCAGCAUGCGGACAACACCCGAAUGAAAUCCCACGUGCCUCGGAGUACCACAACCCUUUCAACUUCGUAAUGCCUGAGAAUCGCUUGGUUGGAGGUAUUGAAGCAGAUGCACAUUCGUGGCCAUGGGUUAUACAACUGAUUUAUCGAGGAGUGCACAGAUGUGGAGGUGCGCUUAUUGAUGAAGAAUUUGUUGUCACCGCAGCACAUUGCUUCGCAAGGAGUCGAAAUCCCGCUAUGUACCGCGUCCACGUCGGUGGUCAUAAAUCUGGUAGCGGCAGAGCUCACUUCAUUAAAAACCUAUCUACGCACUCAUUAUUCAACGUGGUUUGGCCAAGCUCAUAUGAUGUAGCCGUGCUUAGAAUAGCACCACCCGUAAAGUUGAAUGAAACUAAUACUGCACGUACGAUCUGCAUGCCAUCCCUACCGCCUAUGCCUAAUAAGUUAUGCGUUGUAGCAGGUUGGGGUAUGACGAAGGAAAAUGGCAGGAGGUCAGAAGUGCUACGAGAAAUCCACGUUCCUAUACUGCCUUUCACGCAGUGUAACAAUUUGGCGCACUAUGCCGGACGUGUACAUCUUCCAUCUAUGCUUUGCGCCGGCUAUACACAAGGAAUCGUUGACUCCUGUCAGGGUGAUUCUGGAGGACCAUUAAUGUGUGCAAACAUGGGUCGCUGGGAAGUCCACGGUUUGGUGAGCUGGGGCAUUGGCUGCGGGCGUCCGGGAAACCCAGGCGUUUACUCAAACGUCCACGCUGCUCUCCCAUGGAUUCAACUAGAGAUGGCAAGGUUACGCGGAUAG
Messenger RNA from Necator americanus (New World hookworm), 858 nucleotides. RefSeq lists its product as uncharacterized. Gene Ontology annotation, molecular function: serine-type endopeptidase activity. The transcript has 6 exons. The coding region runs from base 1 to 858 and encodes 285 amino acids. The record is from RefSeq and is a predicted model, not a curated record. Gene Ontology annotation, biological process: proteolysis. Lineage: Eukaryota; Metazoa; Nematoda; Chromadorea; Rhabditida; Ancylostomatidae.